GUAGAAUCUGGCACUAAGUAUCAUCGUAUAAGCAAGCACGUAGUUCUAACACGUGAAACGAGGAGGUGGACCCAGAAUGUCUACAUAACUCCCCUUGUGCUCUACGAGGUACGCUGAUAGCUACAUACAUAUUGUGAAUAUCUAUACCCAGUACAAUACCUAGUCUGAUCCUCCGAUCUCUGGCCUAAGCGUCUUCACGGGAUAGGACAGGUGCUAAGAUAAACACGUUGCUCUCCUCUCUCCAUGUUUCUGCACUAUGCUAAACUACAUACACAAAAACAAAGUGGGAUUGGUGGUCAUCGGUCCAUCCGUCCUGCUUUGGCUAUCUUGGGUUGGUCCAAACACCUCCUCACGUGGUGCCUGUUCCCCCAAGGACGGGGUCUUUGGUAACGAAUCAAGUUAUCGUGGGAGAGGAUCGCAGAGGGGGAAAAAAAGGAUACCGCUAUGUAUGUAUCUAGUAGCUUUGCAGACAGACGCAGGGUACCUAAGCGGUUUAAGUGGAUGUUAUGUACACUGGUCUAUGUUAGCCCUCACGAUCUCCAUCUUGGGGUGACCCCUUCAGUCCCUCAAAACAUACCUCGUGCUCAGCCUCAUCGGACG
Hypoxylon fragiforme is the source of this 600-nucleotide messenger RNA. RefSeq lists its product as uncharacterized. Lineage: Eukaryota; Fungi; Ascomycota; Sordariomycetes; Xylariales; Hypoxylaceae. The transcript has 3 exons. The record is from RefSeq and is a predicted model, not a curated record. The coding region runs from base 257 to 553 and encodes 98 amino acids.